AUGGAGUGUUGGAAUUCGGUUGAUGGGGUGGUUGGAGAGAUAAUGAGGAUUCAUAGAUCCUUACCGGUGAGGCCUGGGAUUGAUGAAGUUGAAGCAGCGAAAGGUUUGGUUAUGAAUGUUGAGAAAGAUGACCAGAUUAAGUUGGAAUCUAUAGAGAAACAAAGGAAGGGAAAUGAUGUGUCUGAUGAGCUUUUCAUGAUUUUGCAAGAGAUGCAGAGGAAUUUUGUGUUUUUUCAGAGUAAUGAACAGAAGAGGGAGGCUUUGAAGCUUCUUGAUCUUGAGAAUGUUCAUUUUCUGUUUGAUGAAUUGAUUCAGAGAGCUUCUGAUUGUGUUUCGUCUCCGAGUGGGACUUCCACUACCGCUUCGAAUUCGAGGAAAGUUGCUUACUCUAAUGGUUCUGCUUCCGCGGUUUCCACGAAUUUAUCGAAGAUUUCGGCUUCUGGUUAUGGUUCUCGAGGUGGGUUUGAGAAGCAGGUGCCUUCGAUUGCUGCUGCUUCUACCUUGGUUCAUGUGGAGAGAGAAGUUUCUGCAAAGGCUUCUGAAUUGUUCACAAGAGAUGAUAGUUAUGUGAGCAAGUCCAAGUCUACAUUCUAUCCCAACGGGUAUGGAAUUGAACCAAAUUUUGCAUCCAACAAACCUCAAAUAAUGGAUUCAUCGUUAAAAUCCACAACUGCUGCAGAUGGUGAUAAGUUGAGUUUGAUCAAACUUGCUGGCGUAAUUGAGGUUUCUGCAAAGAAAGGAACUCGAGAUCUCAAGCUCCAGGGAAAGCUGAUGGACCAAGUUGAUUGGCUACCUGAUUCGAUAGGAAAGUUAUCUAGUUUGGUUACCCUUGAUUUAUCAGAGAAUAGGAUUGUGGCUAUACCUUCUACAAUUGGAGGCCUUUCAUCAUUGACCAAAUUGGACUUGCAUUCCAAUAGGAUCGCAGAGAUUCCUGAUUCUGUUGGAAAUCUCUUAAGUCUGGUGUAUCUAAAUCUGAGGGGAAACCAGUUAACAACCUUACCUGUGUCUUUGAGCAAAUUGAUACGUCUCGAAGAGCUUGAUUUGAGUUCAAAUCUAAUUUCAGUGCUUCCUGACACUAUAGGGUCACUUGUUAACCUUAAAGUGUUGAAUGUGGAAACUAAUGAUAUAGAAGAAAUUCCACAUACUAUUGGUAAUUGUUCUUCCCUUAGAGAGCUUCAAGCUGACUAUAAUCGGCUUAAAGCCCUACCAGAAGCUGUAGGGAAGAUUGAGAGUUUAGAGAUUUUGUCUGUGCGGUACAACAACGUCAAACAACUACCAACAACAAUGUCAUCUUUGAUAAACCUGAAGGAACUUAACGUGAGUUUCAAUGAACUCGAGUCCGUUCCCGAGAGCUUAUGUUUCGCUACCUCCCUUGUCAAGAUGAACAUAGGAAACAACUUUGCUGACAUGAGAUACUUACCAAGAUCUAUCGGGAACCUUGAAAUGCUCGAGGAAUUGGAUAUCAGCAAUAAUCAGAUACGGGUUCUUCCCGACUCAUUUAAGAUGCUUACAAAACUACGUAUCUUGCGUAUUGAAGAAAAUCCUCUUGAAUUUCCACCAAGAGAAAUAGCUGAGAAGGGAGCACAGGCCGUUGUUCAGUACAUGGCUGAUUUUGUGGAGAAGAGGGAAAAGAAAGAUGUUAAACCACUACCAAUUAAGCAGAAAAAGACCUGGGCUCAGAUCUGCUUCUUUUCAAGGUCUAACAAAAGAAAGCGCGAUGGAGUUGAUUAUGUGAAAGCUUGA
Vicia faba (fava bean) is the source of this 1743-nucleotide messenger RNA. The record is from the annotation of a GenBank genome assembly. Lineage: Eukaryota; Viridiplantae; Streptophyta; Magnoliopsida; Fabales; Fabaceae.